This is a messenger RNA of Ostreobium quekettii, 1623 nucleotides long. Lineage: Eukaryota; Viridiplantae; Chlorophyta; Ulvophyceae; Bryopsidales; Ostreobiaceae. The record is from the annotation of a GenBank genome assembly.
AUGGGGAAGGGCCGGGACAAGAGGAAGAAGCAGCGGGGGUCAAUCACGGCGGGCAGGGGCGCCGACAAGACGCAGAGGAAGACGGAAAAGAACGAGGGCAAGAAGCAGAGACGGAGCGAUCGGCGGGCGGAGGACGACGACAUCGAUGCCAUACUGGAGAGGCUGAGGCUGGAUGACGCCGCCAAGACGAGGGUCACGGUGGAGGAGAACUGCGCGGCGCCGGAGCCCAGGGUGUACGCUACGUACACGGCCGUGCAAUCGGAGCGUGGCAACAAUGUCGUGAUCUUUGGUGGCGAAUGUGAAGAUUUGGACACCGGGCGCAUGCGGAUGUACAAUGACCUCUACAUUUAUAAAUGUGACAAGGACCGCUGGACAAGGAUAACUAGCCCCAACAGCCCUCCCCCAAGGAGUGGACACCAAACUGUAGUGCACAAGAAGUUCCUGUACAUGUUUGGUGGCGAGUUCACCUCGCCGCGUCAGGAACGGUUCCACCACUACAGGGAUCUGUGGAGAUUCAACCUUGAGGCCUCCACAUGGGAGUCCCUGCCAAUGCGGCGGGGCCCAACUGCAAGGUCGGGUCAUCGGAUGGCCGUGUACAAGAACAAGAUUUACCUGUUUGGUGGAUUCUACGAUACUGGCAGGGACGAAAUGAGGUACCACAACGACCUGUGGGUGCUGGAUUUGGAGGAGGUUCAAUGGACGCCCGUGGCGCAGGCCACAAACCAUGGCCCGUGCCCCAGAGGCGGCUGCCAGGUGAUUGUCUUCGAGGACGUGCUGUAUCUGUACGGUGGCUACAGCAAGUACAAAGACGACGAGGAUGCCGAGAUGGAGCACGGGGUGGUGCACGACGACAUGUGGGCGCUCGACCUCAAGACACACAAGUGGGAGAAGGUAAAGAAGGCGGGCAUGGCCCCAGGGGCCCGCUCGGGCUUCGGCUGGGUGCCCCACAAGCGCAAGGCCGUCCUGUUCGGCGGCGUCACGGACAAUGAGGCGCGCCUGGGGGAGGUCAUGGCGUCGGAGUUUCACAGCGAGCUGUACCAGUUCAACUUCGACAGGCGGCGGUGGUUCCCGGUCACAAUGCGGAGUCCGGCCGGCAAAGGGAAGAGACCGGUCGACGGUGCUGGGAAACCGAGGGGGGAGGAGGUGGGGAAGGGAGCGGGGGAGGCAGGGAGCUCAGACUGCCCAGAGACUGCGGCCACGGCUUCCUGCGAUUCAAAAGCAGCAGACCGCAGGGUGCACAACGCGGUUGUCAAGAUUCAAUCCAGAUACAGGGGCUACGUCGUGAGAAAGGCUUACAAGCUGUACAGAAUCGGCGGGGUGGUCUCCGAGGUGCUGUACUCGCCCGCCGCCUACGGCGUGGACCUGUCCUCAAGGAACGCCCCGAAGCCGCGCGCGCGCAUCGGCGCUGGCAUGGCGGUGCUGCGCAACACGCUGUGGCUCUUCGGUGGCGUGGUGGAGGUGGGGGACCGUGACGUCACUUUGGAUGACGUGUGGGCGCUGGACUUGGGGAAGCUGGACGGAUGGAGGUGCCUGAGGGAGAACAGCGCGGAGGAGCAGGCGUUCCAGGAGUCAGAUGGGGGGAGCGGGUCGGGCUCUGAGGAUUCGGAGGAAUGCGGUGAAUGA